Molecule: messenger RNA, 1912 nt
Organism: Neurospora crassa OR74A
Lineage: Eukaryota; Fungi; Ascomycota; Sordariomycetes; Sordariales; Sordariaceae
Product: oxidoreductase
Exons: 4
Coding region: 192-1172 (326 amino acids)
Biological process (GO): peptidyl-proline hydroxylation to 4-hydroxy-L-proline
Cellular component (GO): endoplasmic reticulum
Molecular function (GO): iron ion binding; L-ascorbic acid binding; procollagen-proline 4-dioxygenase activity
Source: RefSeq, a predicted model, not a curated record
CUGGACUGCGCCUCUCUCCGUCCUAACGCGGUGCAUACCAUUUCCGGGCUUGAUGAUGGUCGGCGGCGGUCUUCUCCCAAUACACAACUUUUUGCAAGUUGGUCCAACGUCACCGGCCAAGCCCGCUUUGUGCCUCUGUGUAAGAAAUGCAUCCUACUGAGGCGCGGAUUUGAACACAGUGGUUUGCGAAAAUGUUGUCUUAUGCAGUCGCUUUAAUCGGCAUUCUCAUUGUCUUCAACAGUCCUCUCAACAAUCUUUUAUUUUCCAAUGUGAAUCCGCACCAAUGUCCCGGCCAGAUCCCGCAACUUCAUCGGAUUCCGCUGUCCACACUCAACCUUAGAGAAGAUCUAAUUGCGUUGGAGGGCAACUCAUCGUUACAAUGCAUGCCCCACACUCCCGCGCCUGUGGUCCAUGUCUACUCAAGGGAGCCAUUGGUGCUCUACAUCGAGAACUUCCUAAGUCUUGACGAGCGAGAGCAUUUGCUUGGCAUUAGUGAACCUCUCUUCGAACCCUCCACCACCACCAGCGAUGGCGGCCAGACAACCCACCGCAACACCACAGUCCGUGACUCCGAAGUGGCCGUGAUCCCCCGUACCGACCGCGUCCGGUGCAUCGAGAACCGCGCCCGCGAGAUCCAGGGCUGGAGGGAAAACGUCUUCAUCGAGAGGCUGCGUACCCAGCGGUAUCGCCAGGGUGGCCACUACAACCACCACUUCGACUGGAGCUCCAAUCGUGGGGGCUGGGGCCGUGUCAGCAGCUUCAUGGUCUGGGUCGACGAUGGUGAUGGCAGCCUGGUGGGUGGUGGUACCGAGUUUCCCCGCAUGAAGAGGUCGAAGGAUUCACGAUGGUGUGCUUUUAUUGAAUGUCCCGGGAAAACGGCCAACAAAGGAGAUGGACUGGAACAAACACCCGAAUUGGGCGUGACUUUCAAAGUUAUUCCGGGCAAUGCUGUCUACUGGGAGAAUUUCCGGUCGGAUGGCACUGGCAGAGGAUGGGUUGAGGCGUGGCAUGCUGGCUUGCCAGUCGAGAAAGGGGUCAAGGUUGGGUUGAAUAUUUGGAGCACGGGGUAUAUCGAACAGCACGAACGAGACAGCCCGAUCACACAUGAACGCGAUCCUCGACGACAGCCCCGCUUGUAUCCCAAGGUGAUUGACGCAGGUCGCAUAACCUGACACUUGCGCUUUCGAGAGCCACCGGCCCAAGCAGUCCACCUCUCUUCAAUUUUCUAUUGAGAGGGGAGCUCAUUGUGCAGCCCAUACGUGGUAUAGCGAUAGCGGGUCUUGCUCCGCCAUGUUUCACACGCCGAAGACACGUUACCAGAUGGAUGUGCCAUCGUCAUGUUGCAUCACGAUACCGAAGUAUCUGCGACUGUGACCAGCGGUUCUUUAGCCAGCCGAAAAAACAGACAGAGCAAAAAGGAAAAAAAGAAAAGUGUGGUCCGUACCGGACUCGAACCGGUAUCUUCCUAAAGGCCGUGACCGAAGUGGAAUUUCCACCUCAAGAAUGUUGCUCGUUACACCAACGAACCACGGGAAGGUGAACAGGACAAAGAUCUUAUAUAGCCGCGGGAAUGCUCGGAUGACGCUGGGCAGGCAGAAGGUAGAGGCCACGCGAGAGCUGCAGGUAGGCAAGCAGGCAGUUGGCAGGCAUCACUCACUCUGGACUCGCUUUGAAAUCUCAGACGGCUUCCAUGUUAUGAUCCGACGAUAGCCCCGAACGCUGCUGAUCCAAGCAAGGCCUAGGCCUCGACGCAGAGAUGAUCGACAGUACAAUGCAUUGCUGAUCGCAGCUGAGCUUCUUUUAACGACCACCCAUUCUUUCAGUCAUCAGCAGGAGAUAACAAGGCUUGAAGGUCUGCCACAAAGGGUUCCCGAAAAAAGACAUCGAUGCCAGACACAACACAACACAACAC